CCGUUCAACCAAAUAAUGUUUGCAGCCCUGGCUGUUUAUCGAUAAACUGCUCACAUAACCUGCUGCUGCGGCCCAUAGAAUUUAUUUUGUCAUCCGAAAAGCGCAAAUACCAAUAAGAUGCACAUCACACGCCUCGCCCUGCGCCAGAUUUCGCGCCAAGUGCAGCUACAUCGCAUGUACAGUGCAGCGGCUCCGGCCGCCGCAGUCUCGGGUGCGGAAAAACUGGUGCCUCCCGCGCCGGAAGGAGCCGCCAAGCCACCCAACCCCAAACUGGACUCGAUUGUCAACAACAUCGCCGCCCUCAAUCUCCUCGAGGUGGCCGAACUGAGCACCCUGCUCAAACAGAAACUGAACCUGCCCGAGACCGCAUUUGCCCCACAAUUCGCCGCUGGGUCGGCACGUGCUGCGCCCGCCGAGGAUGAGGAGGAGGCAGCGCCCAAGAAGGUACAGACCUCCUUCAAGGUCAAGCUGGUCAAGUUCGACGAGAAGCAGAAGGUUGCGCUGAUCAAGGAGGUGAAGAACCUACUCGAGGGCAUGAACCUGGUGCAGGCCAAAAAGUUCGUCGAGAGCGCACCGACCAUCGUCAAGGAGGAUAUCCCCAAGGAAGAGGCCGAGAAGCUCAAGGAGGCACUGUCCAAGGCGGGCGCCAUCAUCGAAAUCGAGUAGGAUCGGCCAUGGUGUCUUUGUUUACCCACUUUGCGUUUAGCUGCUAGUUACUGUUUUAAUAAAAAGCCAGGCAACAUUUGCUGUAAACUUUA
This is a messenger RNA of Drosophila sechellia, 758 nucleotides long. RefSeq names its product mitochondrial ribosomal protein L12 (gene mRpL12). Gene Ontology annotation, molecular function: mRNA binding; structural constituent of ribosome. Lineage: Eukaryota; Metazoa; Arthropoda; Insecta; Diptera; Drosophilidae. Gene Ontology annotation, cellular component: mitochondrial large ribosomal subunit; ribosome. Bases 118 to 666 code for a protein of 182 amino acids. Gene Ontology annotation, biological process: translation. The transcript is spliced from 2 exons. The record is from RefSeq and is a predicted model, not a curated record.